UCAGAAAUCAAAUCAGUCCGAGGCUGAAGUGUCGAGGGGAAGGUUACGUUAGUCGAGAGUUUGUGACAGCAUCACAGAAAAUGUGUCCGAUUGUGUUUCAUUUACCAGUUAUAAUUUGAUUAAUUGUGUAAAUAAUGUGGUAUUCAUCGUUGUCGGUUUCGAAGAAUGUGUAGUGACCAUGGGCCAAUCUGUGAAGUUUGUGUUCCAUGUUUGGUGUUGUGUUUUGGUUAUGUUCAUAUGUGCAGUUAUGUGUAUGGUUACUGAAGAGGAGGGGUGCGGCGGCAUCAGGAGCUGUUUGAAGUGCGACACGCGCAACUCCAGCGACGUGAAGUGUGUCAAGUGCCGUCAGCUGAUAGUCCUGGGUAGCCGACAGUGUGUGGAGUCUUGUCCGCCCGGAUACUCGCAAGAGUGGAGCACACUCAUCGACUACAUGGGCAAAGUCUGCAGAGAGAGCCUGUUCCUGGGAGGUAUCGCGCUGUCGGGGCAGACCCUGGCCGUGGUGGUGGGGUCUCUGGCGGGAGCUGUCAUAUGCCUGGCACUGGUACUGACGGCUGGGGUCUGUGUCAAGUAUCGCCGCUACCGCACUCUCCGCGAGAAAGCCAGGCAAAGUCCCAGUCUCGGACAUCUCACAGGCACUCAGAGGAGUCAAGAUAGCGACGACAGUGAGAGACCAGAGUUCUUGAAGCAUCUCUCCUCGCUACGCAGUGACGCUCCGGUGUUCCUAGCGAUGCUGAACGAGACAAGACGACAGGUCAGGGAGCUGCGGCGGCCCAACAGACAAGAUUCCACCAUUCAGGCUUACAAGCCAGUCCUGAAGGAUCUGUCCAGGAUUCUAAUCCUGCUCAACAGGCGGGAGGAGAGACUGGGACCCCCUCCUCCGGACUGGGAGACACUAUUGGCCUGGGGGGAAAGAGUACUAAGGAGAUACAAGAAACACAAUCCGAACCAGGUUGCUCAGCUGGUGAACUUCCUGCAGGUGCCAGUACAGACGCACCCUUCUCCUCCCUCUCCGUACCCUCCCACUCUUACUACUUUCACUCCCACCCACAAGCCACCCUCCCACACAGACUCAUCUUCUACAGGUACUCCCUCCUCACCAUCGCCCAACAUGCAGCAGUUGGCAAUCAGUGCGUUCGACGCCAAGUACGAGAAACGAGAGGAUCGUUCGCCGGCCGUCGCUCUCAACCAGAACUCCCUACUGGAUUCGGGAGUGGACUUCAACCCCUCCUGGGAGUUCAAUCCCACCAACUACACAAUACUCGCCGAAUGGACAGCAUCAGAACCAGAACCAAGUUACUCGGAGUUCGAUGAUGACUUUUUCCAACUAGGUUUCCGACCGCAGGAUGAGAUCACAACAGAGUUAUGAUGUCUCAUCCGUUUUGUAAUUUUAAUUUCUAGUCGUUAAGUGGACAUUUAAUUGUUCUCAACUAGUUUCCAAUUAUCAAGUAAUACAUUUUAUGUAAAUUGUAAGCAACUUAUUGAUUGAUACACUUGGCAAAUAACAGAUUAUUUUAUAAUACAAAAUAUUAAUAAAUAUCAUAUGAUGUACUAGACCACUGAUAUACAUUUCAAGUUGUGCUAAUUCAGUUUAGAGACAAAAUUGAUUAGAUAAAAUAAUUUUGCUCCAUUUUCUUAAUAUCAAAUAAAAUCUAUACGAUUCAGUUUUAACUUAAGAUAUGAAAUAAACAAAGACUAAUAUUAAGUAUAAAUUGGGUUUGAGUUGAUUUAUAUUUUCUCCACAAAAGAAACAUUUAAUAAUAGUACUAUUACUGGAAGAAAAUAUAGUAUAAACUAUAAACCACAUGAAAGUAUAUUUUAAUAUUGUUAAUUCACAAUAUUUCGAUUAAAAAUUAUUAAAAAAAUUACUAAAGUUAAUCUUUAGUAACAUGCAAAGUAUAACAUACUAUUGUAAUUUCUAUUUGUAUUCUUUGUUAGAAGAAUUAUUGAAUUCUUUGUGUGUGUUUACACAUGUUACAAAAUAAUAAGUUAUAAAACUUGAUGAAGCAAUUUAUACUUCUUAAUUAUAGUUUGUUCAAAGAAUUAAAAGUAUUUUAGAAGAAGUCUGUCACAGUAGCAUUGUCUAUGCUCUACAUUUUGUGAGUUUGGUCCUGGUUGAUUGCUUGAAGUCAUAUUGAUAUGAUGGCUCUUCAGAAAUAAGUAUUCCAAAUGAAUUCUAAGUAUUUCUUCAAAUCAGUUUAAACACACUCUAUAUCAUUAUAAUAAUAAUUGUUAGUGUUUUAACAGGUUAUUAAAUGUACUUGAAUUAGCUAAUCAUUAUUUAGCUUACUUUAGUUUGAUCACUGGGAAUUAAACGAUACAUGAAUGAAUUCAAUUCAGUAUUUUGUAUGACUGAAUUUAGUAUAUAUUGAAUUUAACCAGCCAACAGUUUAUAGGUUGUUUUCUUGUCUUGAAAUAUUUUUACAGUAAUAUUAAUUAUCAAGAUCUUUAUUUUUUGUUUCUGCUGAUGAUGGCAAGAAAAAUAAGUGUUUUAAAAUAGUCAUUUAGUACAUUAUAUCAACGUUUUUUGCCUUGCGUAUCAUUAUCACCAUAAUUCACUUAAAGUUUCUAACUUAUUCAUUUAAACAAUUUCAAAAAAUCAAUAAGCAUGAUCAGUUGGAUGUUCUAGAUAUAAAUAACAGACAAUUUGUAACGUUAUUGGUUUCAGAAUAUUAUAUUUCCAUUGCAGACGAUAUUUGUAACUUUAGUUUGUAUUCACAUUUUUACAGUUUGAAAAAUAAAAUAGUAGUAAAAUAUUAACAGAACAUCACAAUGAGCAUCUAAUAAUGCUAACAUCUCUUAGCCUAAAAACAUUUAAAGAAAUGAGAACUCCAGAUAGUCAAGAGAAGUAAAAAUGUUAUUCCAUGUUUUCCUUUGUGUUCUUUCUGCUUUAUUUUCAUAAAGUAUAAUUUAGCAAUAUAAUUAAUUUAAGGUACAAAUCUGAGUUUCCGUCAUUUUCACAGAGUACAACACUUUGUAUAUAGUGCCGUUGUAUAUUACUGUAUUUUGUAUCAAUUUUGUAUUUAGUUGCUUGAACACUACCAAAGUGUAAAAUGUAUAUAUAAAUAUAUAUCACAAAUGCUAGUCAUACAUUAGUUACAAUAUCGAGUUGUAAAACAGUUUUUUAUGAAGAGAAGUGAUGUACUUUCUUUACACUUCACAAUUCUUGUAAUUGUCUAUUGCAAGAGGCAGCAUAAGAUUAUAUUGAUCUAUUUUAAUUUAAUCUACUAUUUACCCUCAGUGCACUGUUGAUGCUAAUCAUAUAGAACUUAGUCUUGUGUUCCACAUUCUGUUUACUUGUUCGCCACUGGAAAUUAGAACUGAAUGAAAUUGUGUUCCUUUUGUAGUCUUUAAACAUUUUUUUAUGUCAUUUUGAUGUUGGCAGAAUAUAAUUUUAAAUUUCAUAGCAUUCAAGCUACAUUAUAGAAACAUAAAUGUGUGCCUUUUUAUUUCCAUAUAAUUUACAUGGAUCAAAUAGACAAAAUUGUGAUAAUAGAGAAAAGUUUUUUUGUCAUGGGACUAAAAACUAAUGCAAUGUAAAUUGUACAGAAUGUUUUUAUACCAAAUACUAAUUCUUGUAUAAAACAUUCCUUUUUUACUAAAAAUAAUGAUGAAGGUAAUAAUGAACAAAUAAGUUGUACAUUUUAACGUAUAAUCUUAUGCUGAAAAAAGGUGUGUAACAACAAUACAUGUUAAGAGCCAGCUGUACUGAUUACCAAACCAUAACCCUGCGACGAGUGCACUAUCCCCUGCAGUAACUCAUCACUGAGAAGUGAAAGCAUGCCAAUAAUUAAAUGUAGAAUAGAUUCAUCAUUACUACUAAAUAACAUCAUCAUACGUACACAGUGAUACACUCAGCUAGAAUAUCAGUAAGAAAGUAAGCUUUCAGCAGUAGAUUGACAAGUGCUGUGCUCGUUUGUUUAGUAUCAAACAACAUGCUGGGUGCACUAUUCCGGUCAUUUAACAAAAAAUAAAAAUGCCUAAUUAUGAAACAUGUAAGAAAUUUUUGUAAAACCCAUAAAGGUGAACUCUUAUAAGUUUCACAUUCAAAUUACAACACUUGAUAAAGUCUGCAACGAAUAAUAAAAAAUUCAAUAAAAAUGUAACAUUGUUUUAUGGAGGAAAACUGCAAUGUAAUGUUGUACAGUUACUCAUAACUAUUGUAUUAAUUUAGAUCAUUUCCUCCUAAAAGUUGAAAAUAGUUAAAAGAGUAGAGGUGGAAAUGCACAGUGUUGGGAGGGUUUAAUUGAUUUAGUUAUAUAUUUAUUUAUUUCAAAAAUUAAUUAAAUACUAAAAAAUAUUUUAAAAAAAUAGCAUCUUCAUUCAGUGAUUUAAUUGAUUUAUUUAGAUGUUAUGAUAGUUAAUCAUACAUAGUUAAAUAAUACAGUUAUAUAGUAAUUGAUAUAUAUUAUGUUCUAUAAAAUGAAAAUGGUUGUAUUAAUGUUUAAAUAUUAUUGUUUAUUUCUUAUAGAUCAUUUGUAUUAAAUAUGGUACAAUACAUCUGAAAUCUUUGCCAUACAGACUGAGUGGGGAAUAAUGUCUUUAUCAAAACUUUCUAGCUUAUUACUAUUUUCUACAACUAUUAAAGCUCAACCUUAUUGUAAAUGGAUUGCUCACUUUUAUAUAUGUGCACUUAUAUUCUUCGUAAUUUUUACAAAUUUUUAUGUCAUUUAUAUAGCAUAUAUAUGGUACUUUUUGAUACAUUUUUAAAGUUUUUAUACUGUAAAAAUUUAAAUUUUUAGCCUUACAGCCUUUUUAUACAAGUAAUUAAUUGCUGUUUGAACAAAUUAAUCUUGUAAAUGUCUAUAUCAUCAUUAUUCCUCUUUUAUAUAAAUUUCAAUAAAGUAUAUAUAUAUACAUUUAUUAUUAUGUACAUAUAUUAUUAUAUACAUAUAUGUAUAUAUAUAUUAUUUAUGACAUUUGAUUUACAUAUAAUAUAGUUAUUUCAAUCAUUUUAAAUUAAUAUACUAUAAAGUUGAAUAAUAUACUAUUAAAUAAUGUAAUCAGUCUUAUUUACUGUUCCUAUAUCAUUUCUAGGGCUUCACAUUUCUUGUCCAAUUUCAAAAACAAUUUCACUUAAAAACCUAAAAUUUUGAGUUGAUCUAAUUGUUUCAAUUUUGAAAUUUACUUGAAGUGUAAACAAAUUUCAUAAAUAUUUAGUUAUAUUUUAGUGGUUGUUACUGUAUUUUUAUGGAUGUCACAUACUUCUAUCAGCAUGAUAAAAUUGAAAAGAUAUAAAUUAUGUUACUUUGGGUACUGAAUAAGUAUCCAAUUAUUUAAAGCUUCUAAAAUUGGACAUAACACUUUUUCACUAUUUUGAGUGUUAUAUCAUAAUAUAGAUUUUAAUUUUUUUUUGUAUUGUGACUUAACACCCUUAAUGGUACAAAUGGUGUUCUGUAGCAGUUUCAUAUUCAAUUAAGUGCAAAGUUUGUUCUUUGUAGUUUGAUUUCAAUGAUGGAAAAAAAUAAUUAAAUCAAUAUAAUUUAACUGCAUAACAUGAAUAUUACAUUGUAUGAUAAGUAACAGGCUAAUCAAAAUCAUUCAAGUAAAAUACAUCCAAAAAGAACAAUUAACUAUUCAUUUUAUAAUUACCAUUAUUGUAUAAAACUGACUAACUACAGGGCCAUUAAUAGUUCUGAUCUACUUGACAGAUUUAAUUUAAAAUGGUAAAUUGGAAAGAGUUGCUUAAAAUUUACCAAAAUGUAAUUUAUGUUGACACAGUUUUAAUAUUUAAUAUAAAUAUAUACAAAUAAAAUCUUUAAUUUUCCAGCAAAAUGUGACUGCAAAACAUCUCGAACCAAUUUUAAUGUGUUAUUUUAUGAUAUGUAAUUUUCUUUAAGAAGUCUCGAACAUUUGCACUUACUAAAUCUACCGUAGAAAUGAUAUGAAAGGAGUUUUUUUAACUAAAAUAAAAUAACAAAGCUUGAAUAAUAUUAUCAUGAAAAAAAUCUAAAAUUUUACAUUUUGACACUUUUUAUCUAAUAAAAUAAUAAAUCAUACUAUAAAACUAUUUUGCUAUGUGGUUUUGUUACACCCACGAUAAUAUAGCAAAAGGUUCCAUUAGGUAAAAUAUCAAUCUUUCAUAUACACAGUGCUGAAAACUCUUCAUCUUAGAAAACAAAUGAUAUUGUAUAUCUUGUUGUAUACACAUAGUGCAGUAUUUGAAUUUAAUUUUUCUACAUACAUAUAAUUAAGUGCAUAAUAAAGUUGAACAAAAUAUUACAGAAGCUGUGAACUUAUCUCGGAACCAUUCCGUGAUAUGUGUUCAGUGGGCUAUCGACAGAAUACAAAUUUUUUUAAAUACAUAAAAUGUAAGAGGGUUGCUUGUAUUUUUAUGAGUUAGUUAUUAUAAAAGGAUUUCCUAAGAACAUUCAGAAGUUGUAACAUUAAUUUUUGUAACAGACUUUUAAAUGGUUGUGAUUUUUUUAAACAAAUCUUUGAAAGACACAUUAUUGUGAUCAUUGUAAUUGUUAAGUAAUAAUCUCUUCUCAAUUCAUCCCAAUCGCUUGUAUAAUUUUGUAUCAUUAUUUUCAUAUUUAUAAUAGUUAUUGUCAAACUAACUGUUUUGUAUAAUAUGUUGUUUGUUUAUAUUUUUGUGUAAAUACUUUUGUAUAUUCUAGUGCCUUUGUUAUUUUAUUGUCAAUUGAUAAAUAAUUACCAAUUACAGUAUUAUUACUUA
Messenger RNA from Homalodisca vitripennis (glassy-winged sharpshooter), 6676 nucleotides. RefSeq lists its product as uncharacterized. Bases 179 to 1366 code for a protein of 395 amino acids. The record is from RefSeq and is a predicted model, not a curated record. NCBI's taxonomy places the organism in Eukaryota, Metazoa, Arthropoda, Insecta, Hemiptera, Cicadellidae. The transcript is spliced from 6 exons.